Molecule: messenger RNA, 1323 nt
Organism: Aspergillus pseudotamarii
Lineage: Eukaryota; Fungi; Ascomycota; Eurotiomycetes; Eurotiales; Aspergillaceae
Exons: 1
Coding region: 43-1068 (341 amino acids)
Molecular function (GO): ubiquitin protein ligase activity
Source: RefSeq, a predicted model, not a curated record
GGACACUCGACUUCCUAGAUACCAACUCGUAACAUCUUUACUAUGCCUUCUCCAUACUCGCGACCCCAAGCAACCUUCCUUCUCCACCUCUCCGAGAUCAUCGAACUCUACCCAGAGGAAGAACCAUGGUGCGCAGGAUAUGCUCCAUCACAAGGCCGUCGCUGCCACGCACCGACAAAUGCUCGGAACCGAAAAACAGCCAUGUGCCUUUUAGACGAAGGGACCGAGGACCUCUAUGCGGGACGAGACAUCAACGACCUGCUCGAGGACCUGGCUCCUUACGUUCUGUGCACACGCUUCCAUAAGAAUCAGGCCCCCGAACUUGCCGCAAAAUGGAAGAGCCGAGUUCAACGAUUCUUGAGCGCCUAUGUGCCUCCUGCGACUACCCAACGAGCUGCUGGGGAACGCCGACAGACUAGCACUCCGGCAAGAUCCAGACGAAGUGUAGAGGUCGAAUAUCCCCAUCGGGGGAAAUGGCUCCCAACCCGCAUUGGAGAGCCUGAACGCCAGCGGACUACUCGAUCGGCACCAGCGGCCUCACAAGCAAGUCUCAUCAAUGAGCGCGUCACUCAAACUGCAAGCUCCACCAAUAGACUAUACGAACGCUCUACAAGCAGUGCUGCACUUCCAACGCAGGAAAUGACGAAUAGAACAAGAUCAGUAGCUUCCUACUCCCAAACAAGCCGCCAGGUUGCCUCUGCUGCGGUAUCGAACCGUAGACUAUCGAACAUACCAACAACGGCUAUUCACGCGACCUCUAGUCAUGUUCGCCCUGGUAGCGGCUCAAGCGCCGCUUUGUCCUCUCCGACAUCCCCGCGUUCCGGCGAUACUACUCGCCGACCUAUUGAAGGAGACUGCACCAUCUGUUUUGACCCCUUGAAACAGAAUGCUCUCUUUGGAGCUGGUGAUGGUACCCACCAUGGGACGGAAGACGAGGGAGAACAGCAGGAAUUAUCCUGGUGUAAAGCCCGAUGUGGAGUCAACUACCAUGCGGCCUGCAUUGAAAUGUGGUUGAAGGCCUCCCCUAAAUCUACGUGUCCGACGUGUCGGAGUGCAUGGAAGGAUUAGGACUGAAAUGUUUUUUUUCGAUUUGUACCAUGUGCGUUAAGGGCUUGGUCUGGUAAACUCAACCCAAGGACCUGUAUACCUGAUGUUGAGUACCCCGACUAGAGCGGUCGAAAGCUUGAUAGCAUCUUUCCACAGACCUAUAUAAGUGAAUAGGCUGGCAAGGAGAGUAACUAUAGAUAUAAUAUUGAUGUUUCUAUCUCCACUAGUUACAUAUAUAAAGCCUUUAACUUCUGAGAAUGCGUGAUAGGAGUUACU